This is a messenger RNA of Macroventuria anomochaeta, 1710 nucleotides long. Its product is annotated as autophagy related lipase-like protein Atg15. Bases 1 to 1710 code for a protein of 569 amino acids. The transcript has 2 exons. The record is from RefSeq and is a predicted model, not a curated record. Lineage: Eukaryota; Fungi; Ascomycota; Dothideomycetes; Pleosporales; Didymellaceae. Gene Ontology annotation, biological process: neutral lipid catabolic process; piecemeal microautophagy of the nucleus; macroautophagy. Gene Ontology annotation, molecular function: glycerophospholipase activity.
AUGAACUCGCCUGAGAAAUCCCGCCAAACUUGGGCUGCAAUCUCCAAGUCACUUUUCGCCGUUGGUAUCUUCGCGCAGGUCGCGAUCCUUCUUGCGAUUCUAGGCUCCUACCUGGGCGUUUACCCUUCCACCAACUCACCACUUCCAGAUCGUGAAGUCGCUCGAGUAUCCAGCAAUGAUGGCUUGACUUUGCGACACGUCAUUCAUCAUGGUGCAGGCCGGCCGGGAGCACGUGCAAGGAGGCUGGACGUGACAGCCGACAGAGUGGUCCAAGCUGAGGCCGCUGGCCAUUUCGGACCGUUUGUUGUCAAGAAAGCUCCCAUUGUCAUCGAAAAGCCAUCAAGAAUACACAAGUAUGAUGGUCAAAGACCAAUGUGGUCGACGAUGUCGCCAAUAUGGGUUGCCGAAGACGUUGCCGCCCCUGACGUCGAAGACAAGGACACGAUCAUUAGUCUGGCAUCAAUGUCUGAAGAUGCCUACAAGCCUGGCCCCGAUGAUUCGGAAUGGAUGGAUGUCGAUGGAAGCUACAACUCAUCUGUGCCUUUUGGUUGGGAUGACAGUGGCAUUAGAGGUCAUGUGUUCAGCGAUGACAUGAACACUACUGUCAUCCUGUCUGUGAAGGGUACCACAGUCGCCAUGUUCGAAGGAAAUGGAACAUCUGGCCAUGACAAGGAGAAUGACAAUUUAUUCGGUUCCUGCUGCUGCGGACAGGGCGGCUCGUAUUGGUGGAAACAGAGCUGUGAUUGCAUGACCGGCACCUACUCCUGCGACGACAAGUGCGUGAGGGAAGAGCUGAGGAAGCCGAACAGAUACUAUCAAGCGACCCUAGAGCUCUACGAAGAGGUACUGCGGAUCUAUCCGGACGCGAACAUCAUCACAACCGGACACAGUUUGGGGGGUGUUCUCGCCUCCCUGAUCGGCCUGCAGCAUGGCAUUCCGGCGAUCUCGUUCGAAGCGUAUCCGCAAGCCAUGGCAGCCAAGCGUCUCGGACUGCCCGCGGCUGGUGAUGUCGCUCCACUCCGAAAGAACACAGGAGGCUUCCACUUUGGACAUACGGCUGACCCUGUCUACAUGGGCACCUGCAACGGUUUCUCAAGCUUCUGCUCCAUUGGCGGCUACGCUUUUGAGACACUGUGUCACACCGGAAAGCGCUGUGCCUACGACGUUGUCAAAGACUGGGGGUGGCGACCAAGCACAUCGACCCAUCGCCUGAGGUACGCCAUCGAGAACGUAUACAAGAAGUACGAGGAGGCAGCAACAUGUGUGGACGAAGAUGUCACGUGUGUAGACUGUUUCCUAUGGAAGUUCGAAGAUGGGACGCACACCACACCUGCGACGACAUCAACGGCUGCCCCCACAUCGCGCACUAGGACAAGGACCGAGACCUGCAAAACGCCUGGCUGGUGGGGAUGCCGUGACGAAACUUCGACGACUGCAACAGCAACAUCAACAGCGACGUUGACGGAGCCCGUCAUCACGUUUACCUCCGAAUCAAGUACCAGCACAUGCAAAACGCCCGGCUGGUUUGGCUGCAAAGACAAGACCACAGCAUUAACCACGAGUCCUUCAUCAAAAGCGACUACAACAACAUGCACGAGCAAAGGCUGGUUUGGUCGUUGUGCUGACGGUGCACCUGUGACGACUACGCCAGCAGCAGAGGCAUAUACCUACUAUCGCACAGCACCGACAGCAACUCGAAUGACGCCAUAG